GGGGGGGGGGCGGGGUGCCUGUAGGAGGGAGGUGCCAGGCAGGCUUCCCAGAGGAUAGAGCCAUCUCGGGAGCUGAAGAAUCUUCCGGAAGUCCAACCUGCCCAACCUCUGCAGGUCUCUGUUGGACUGGGACCCAGCUCGCCCACCCCACCCCUCCCCAAGUGCCUGCACAAGAAACCCCUUUCUUUCUGUCCCCCUCCUGAUCCUCGCCUUCCUCCUCCUCCUCCUCCCCCGCCCCUCCCCCCACCUGUGGGCCAGGCCACCUGAAGUGCCCGGCGCGUCCCACCCUCGCUGCCCACCGCGGUAGGAGGCAGGCAGCGUGGCCAUGUGCCGCCCGGUCAGCGUGCGGUACGGGGACGAGGGCGUGUCCUACCUCCGCGCGUCCUGGAGGUAUCAGCUUCGACAUGGCGGCCAGCUGGGGAUUUGCUUCGCUUGCUUCAAGGCUGCCUUCCUGGAGCUCAGAGACUCGCUGGAGUCGGAAGACUGGGAGGAGGGAGACUGGGACCCUGAGCCCACGGACCCCCGCCGGGCGGGGCCUGAGCAGGGCCGGGGCCCGGGGGUGGGGCUGAGCUGGGGGCAGGGCCAGGGUCGCCCCGCCCAGGAGGGGGUCUGUGGAGUGGGGGGCGGCCCCCCCCACCCCCCACCCCCCACCCCGGGGUCGGAGGAGGAGCGCCCGGACCACCACUUCGCGCCCACCGAGCUGGAGCCUCAGGACGCAGCACCCCGGGGCCAGGGCCCUGAGGACGCUGGCUGGACCCAGAGCCUCCCCUGGAGGCUCGGGGGGCCCCCCCGCCUGCGCACACUGGCCGAGGCCCCCUCCUCCGUGGCAGGGGCUUCUCAGAGUGGACCUGCCCCCGGGGGAGCCCACGGUGUUGGAGCGGGGCACCACGCGGGCCGUGGACCCCGCCGAGGCCGAGGCCGUGGACCCCGCCGAGGCCCAGGCCGAGGCCGAGGCCGAGGCCUGGGUAAGGGACCCGCAGCGCCUCUCCGUGGCGGGCUGCUGCGAUGCCGUCUACCUCCGGAAGACGACGACGACGACGCCGGGGUGGGUCCUGCGGAAAGUCCUGGAAAGUGCUGGAAAGUGCUGCUGGAGCCCGAUGAGGUGUGGGCGGUGGGACCCCAAGACGCACCCCAGAAGCAGGACCUGCACCGGUGGAAGCUGCGCGUUCUGGAGUCCUCUCCUCCGGGGCGGGACGAGGAGCUGGUCCCUGCGGACACAGCCCUGCUGAAGAGGGGCCUCGCCAUCCUCUCUUCUUCCCCCGGGGCCGGGGCGGGGGCGGGGGAGGGGGGGACGCCCCCCCCCACCCUCCCCGCAUCACCCGGGCCCCCGGCCUCCUCCUCCCAUGGGUGGGAUCCCGGCACCACCGAGCCCGAGCCCGGGAGCAGCGGGCCCAGUGGGGGGAGCCUGGCUGCCGUGGGAGCCUCGGCCCUGGGGGAGCUGGCCCGCUUCCAGCCCUUCGGCCGAGGGCCCCAGAACGGAGGGCCCGAGGCCCAAGUGGCCACCGUCGUCCUGGCUGCCCCCUCCCCACGACAGCCAGGGGAGCCACCGGCCAAGAAUAGGGGGGCCGGUGCCUGGGGACGAAGAAUGGGGAGCUGCGUCGGGACUGAGGAUCGGGACCGUCUCUGCCUCCGUGGAAGGGACCCUUUUAAAAGCCUGUAAGCGGGAGAGAGGUUCUCCUCCGCCAAAUGCCACGGAGCCGGAGCCUGGAACGCGACGCCCUGGGCGACGCGCUUCGCGAACGGUUGCUGCCGCGCCGCUUGUGAAGUGGGGUGCAGGGUGAGCGUCUGGACCCCGGCCCCGCCCUUGGCCACACGCAGGGGUGUGUGGAGUGGGACACGCGCGCCCCGGAGCAUGCGGAGGUGGGGGCGACGGGGAUGUGUGCUUGCCUCCGCCGGGACGGUCUCUGGGGCUCCAGGAGACCCUGUCGCGGCAGUGGGGACGCUGGUGUGCGCUGGGAGAGGCCUGGUUUCGGAUGUUGGCUAUUCUUUGCAGUUUGACCGUUUAGUACCCAUUUCUUUGCGUGUCGUUUGUUAACUAAAUAAAGUCAGAAGAGUUUUGCAUCAAGCCGUGGGCUGAGUCAUCUUUCAGUUAGUCCUUGUUGAUUGGCUUUGUCAUCUCAGUGCUUUGGAUGAGUCCUUGGCAGGUUUCGAUCUCCCAGAGUAGGAGACAGAAGUGGGACAGCACAGGGCAGGUGAGUCAAGUUCGGCUCCUGGUAAAAGAGUUUGGUUCCCUGGUGCUUCUCACGUUAUUUAUAAACAAACACAUGCACACUGGAAAUAAAGGGCCGUGUUUGAACAAUAAUGGCUGUGGCAGGGGCAGGGACCAGCCUCCCAGGGUGCUGCUCCUUCUCAGGAGUAGGGUGCUCUAGCAGACACAGGGCGCCGUGGGCAGAGAAGAUGCUGUGAAGCAGUCGGUUCUCCUUGGAAAUGACUGAUCUGGAGGUUUCUGAAGCCCUCUGUUGGUGUCUCUGGGUGACACAGCCUUCCCAUGAUUCAAGGGUGGGCUGUAUCUCUUUCAGUGACAGACACAGGUCCACUCCGGAGGGUUUUACUGUGAAUUAGGGUUACCCCUAGCAACUUUGAGGGCAGUCUCCCUCCUGUGUGUGCAGAAGCCAGGCUCCCGGUUAAAUCAUGAAGGCCUCUGAUGCUAAUUAAGUGGUGACAAAGCAAUCAUGCAGCACGAGUUUGCAACCCUGCACUUCAACAGCCCUGAUAAUUCUACAAGAGUUUAGUGAGUUGGAGUCCGUUGGGACACGUGCCUGGCUCCUCUCCCAAACAAACCCAGCCUGGUCUUGCCUUCGUCCCCUCUCCAUCCCUCCAGGUUAAACAGUCCAUUCAUCCAUUAUUCCAGCCAACCCUUGUUUGGGGCAGCCUCUUUUUGUUUUUCCUCAAUGACCAGGCUUCUUGGCAGUACUGGGGGUGCUGGUCAGGGCCAGGCAGUCCUCCGGCAGCGCCCAGGCGAGAGCUCCCCUCCAUACCAGACU
Molecule: messenger RNA, 2984 nt
Organism: Prionailurus viverrinus (fishing cat)
Lineage: Eukaryota; Metazoa; Chordata; Mammalia; Carnivora; Felidae
Gene: TEX19
Product: testis expressed 19
Biological process (GO): male gonad development; spermatogenesis; placenta development
Cellular component (GO): cytoplasm; nucleus
Source: RefSeq, a predicted model, not a curated record